This is a messenger RNA of Podospora anserina S mat+, 927 nucleotides long. RefSeq lists its product as uncharacterized. The coding region runs from base 1 to 927 and encodes 308 amino acids. Gene Ontology annotation, molecular function: protein dimerization activity. Lineage: Eukaryota; Fungi; Ascomycota; Sordariomycetes; Sordariales; Podosporaceae. The record is from RefSeq and is a predicted model, not a curated record. The transcript has a single exon.
AUGGAUGAACCAACAACGCUCGUUGCUUCAUCGUCAGCAAGUAUGUUUUCAAGUUGGCUGAUUGUUGUUGGCAUGCUAAACCCCUGGCUACAGAUUUCUAUUCACGCCGGAUCGAUCGAGUUACCCAUAUUACAUCCUUCCUUUCGGCAGACAACUUCCCCUGUUCAAGCCGAAUGGGACCUAUUUCGUGCGUCUUCAGAACAGUCCCCGGGGCAUUUUCAAUGGAACGCCCCCCCACGACGGUCAACCACCGAGGAAGAUUCCGAUUCCAAUCAAAGUCAGCACGACAGUGUUGAAGAAUUUUGCCCGCCUCUGUCAACAUGGAACGCCACACACAAAGCCAGGCGACGAAGUGCACAUCGUAUCACCAAACCCACUAGAUUGCCCGUCGUGCCAGUCGUUCCUCAAACCAUCAUGUCCGACAGACAACCCAACGAAUCAAGCCCAGAUCUGUUCGAUUUCACGAGCACCAAUAUUUUCUGUGCUCAGCCGAGUCAUGAUCCUAUGGUUUUGAACCAUGGAAAUGGUGCCACAAACUUCGCCUUAUCUCAAGGCGAGGAGUUCACUGCGGAGAAGGUCCAUUCGAAGCGCAUCGCACACAAACUAUCCGAGAAGACACGGCGGAAUCGGUUGACACUUGCAAUACGAGAGAUUCAGAAGCUCCUACCUUCGGAAAGUGAUCGGGACGACAUGCUACUACCAGACAAUGAGCUGCUUAUCCGGCCAGGCGUCCCGAGCAGCAAGCUAGAUGUGGUCGAGAUGGCUAUUGGUUUUAUCAGAAAGCUCAAGGAAGAGAAUGUCGACAUGACAAAGAAGCUGCGGGAACUUGAACAGAAGUCAGCACAAAAGUGUCGAUGUCAGAAGGAGGAACAUGGCCAGGAAAAGACCCCGCCGGUGGAGGAGCCAGAAGAUCAAGCGAAAGAGUAG